CUUGACAGAUGGCAGGCGAGAGACGCUCCUCUCGGUUGUCUCUCUCUCGGUCCGUUGGUCUAUCCCGGUUCCCAUUGUCUCCCCUUUUCACUCUUUGAAGACAACCCCGAGACGACAAAACUAAACUUAGCCCUUAUUCCGUCCAUAUCGCCUUUAGUACGUUACGUUUAGAGACUUACCUCGACCUGAAAUUUCACCCUGUCCCUCUCCGUACGAAACGUGGACAUGCUUUCUGUGUUUUUUGUCUCUCUCUCUCUUUUUUUUUUAACAUUGUAGAGAUUUAUUCGCUGUACCGGAGGAGGCAGUGAAUGAACCGACUAACGGCGGACGUGGAGUGACAAAACGGCGGUUGUGUUGUGGAGCUGAUGGGAAGAUGAACCGGAGGAGGAGGACUUACUAGCCAAACAGAGACACCGAAAUCAGCUUCUAGUGGCUGUUGACAUAUCACAACAUCCUAGCAACAAUUUGACUCACCAUUUUUCGAGGGGAUUAAAAAAAUAAAAAAUCAGGGAAAAAAACUAAGACACUGGAUUUCAACUACAGGUUUGGAGAUAUAAACGUUGUGUUUGGUUACGGUGUGAAUGAACAGUAGAGGAUGUUGCCGCUACAUGCCCGUGACUUCCCCUGAGAGGAGAGGAGCUGGUCUGUGUAAGGAGGCAGGGACCACUUUCACUUGUUUUCUCCACCCUAAAACAAAUUAGGCUGUUUCAAUCAGCCAAAUCCAAGUGGCGCUUAAUCGGAUUAUUAAACAAGAGAGUAGCUAAUCUGGUGAAUAUAUCGAUUUAAUCUCCUAAUCUCGCCAUCUCUCUGCUUUUUUCAGUCUUUCAGUAAGUGGCUACAGUACAGGACCGUGUCAAAGAUGGUACUUAUCGAGGCAGUCCGGAGUUUGUAGUCCAGUAGGUGAUAACUGGACAAGUAGACCCUUUGUGGACAUAACUCUAGAGUCACUGUAACCUUUGUUUAACACAGGAGUCCAGUCUUAAAACACUAUAGUUUUACUUAAGACCCACAUUAUCAAAAAUCUGAAUCAGUUCAGUGUUUUUUGCCAAUUAAUCAAAAUGCACCGCUUCACCUGAUUUUUUUUGAGCUACUAAAUUGCCUUCAGUUGCAGAGGCUUGGAAAGGGUCUGCUUUCAUGACUGAGCUCCGUGGAUACAUUGAGAACAAUUUGUGGACUUGAAUCAUCCCCAAGGCCCACCUUCCAUCUUUGAUCCCUGACCCCUUGCGUGUUGGAAAUCCAGGGGACCACAUUUCAGGCUCUUAACCUGUCAGCAGCUCCUCCAUUUGAAUGAAGUAGUAGCCUUUCAUUCCCCUGAGCUCCAGCGAGUACAGGGGCUGUGCUCUGUUCUCUUAGGCUGGGCAGCGAGCGCCUCUACCUGGGCUGCCAGCCAGCCAGACGGCCCUCGGGGGGCUUUUGGAUUUUGAAGGGCCAGCUGGAGAUUUGGGAGUUACCCAGAGUUUCUUCACCACGUGGACCACAGGAGAGAGGGAGGAGGACACCAUGGGGUGCUGUAGUGGCAGAUGUACCUUGGCCUUCAUCUGUGGCAUGCAGCUGGUCAGUGUGUUGGAGCGUCAGGUGAUAGAUUUCCUUGGCUACCAGUGGGCUCCCAUCCUGACCAACUUCCUCCACAUCAUUGUUGUCAUCCUGGGUCUGUUUGGCACGAUCCAGUUCAGGCCAAGAUAUGUCACAGGGUACGCAGCCUGGCUCGUAGUGUGGAUGACCUGGAAUGUUUUCAUCAUCUGUUUUUACCUGGAGGUUGGGGAUCUGUCCAGAGACUCUGACCUUGUGCUGACUUUCAACCUGUCCAUGCAUCGCUCCUGGUGGAUGGAGAAUGGCCCAGGGUGCAGGGUGACACCCAUCACCCCUCCCCCUUCCUGGGCACCCGAGGACCACCGAUAUAUAUCUAUAUCUGGCUGUCUGAUGGAUUUUCAGUUCAUAGAGGUGGCUCACUCCUCGCUGCAGAUACUCCUGGCAUUGGUGGGGUUUAUCUACGCCUGCUACGUGGUCAAGCUCAUCUCUGAAGAAGAGGAUAGCUUUGACUUUAUAGGAGGGUUCGACUCGUACGGUUACCAGGGCCCCCAGAAGACCUCCCACCUUCAACUACAGCCCAUGUACAUGUCAAAGUAAACCCAGGAUAUACUCCAGGAGUGCUGCCUUACCAACCACCACUGCUUAACAUCCUGCUUUUACUACUCCAACUGUCUUUUUUAUUAACAACAACUGAAACACAGACAGGUAGACGGGAUACAGAAGACACUAAGAUAUUCUGCGACUUGACCUACAAUUACCCUUAGUACUUUGUCAGAAGGCUUCCCUGAUCUGCAUGUCUGUUGUUUUUAAAUGCAGUUAGGUGUGUUCCUGAUGAAACACUGACCUCGUGUGGUUGAACAUGGUAACUGCAGGACAUAUGCUUUUGUCUGACUUUGAGGGACACAAUCUGGCGCCAGUGGCUCGCCUCCUCCUGUGUUGUUUGCUAUCUACAUUGUGAAGGAAAGCAAAGGGAUGCAAAGACUCAUUGGUGAUGUGUUUCUUCCAGUGAGAACUCAUGGAUUCCUGCCGUCAGAGAAAUGUUAACAUGGAGCCUUGUUCCUUCACGCUACUGCAGAAAUCAUUUGCUUUCUCAAGUGUUGUGGUAUCUAACAGCUCCCAAUUGCAGAUAUGCCUGACCAAAGAGUUAAAAAAAAAACCCCAGAGAUGCAUCCGUGUGUACACAAUGGAGCCUGUUUCACCGUCUCUGGAACUCUUUUGCUCAUUGUGCCUGACAGAUUAGACACCGGACUUUAACCAAACUGACCAAGCAUCUCCGAACAAGACUACCGAUCAAGGAAUGUCAGACUUCAUUUUUCUAAGAUUUCUUUAUGGUGCAUUUGGGUAAGAGCGAGUGCAAAGAUGGAGGCUUGAUAUAAGUAUAGACUGGACUCAAGCGCGACUACAUGCUACACAUUUUACCCUGUUGUUUCAUCAAAAACUCUGAAUGUUAAAUAACAGUGUGACGCGUAGAUUUACAUAUUGUCAUCACAUAUGUACAUUUGUACAGGAAGCAGACAGUCACAUACACACAUACAGGCAUUAAGAAAUGCAUAUGUGAAUACACACAUGCAUGCACACACAUACUUAUAACAGACCUACCACUUAACUUUUUUACUACUAAUGUGAAUCUUAACAAUGUUUACAACAGGAAUUCUGUCUGUCAGACAGAAAGACUGAACAUUUGACUGACAGGGGCAACAGGUAGAUAGACAGGCAGACAUGGAGGCAGACAGGAGACUCAAGAGAGACACUUUUUAGCUGCAGCAUCCCAAACACCAUGGGAUGUUUUCUUCCAUAUUAAUACAGACAGGACAGUUGUUCCAGAUGUAUUUCUUUGGUCCCUUGCUGUCUAAAUAUUUUGUCUUCCAUCCAAGACAGACAGGUAAAGGGAGAUAGAGACAGAUAGAACAUGACAGAGAAAACAACCACAGAAGAGCGAUUGAGGUCGGGCAACAGUAUCCCAUCACCCUCAGUCCUCUUGGCAACCCCACACCCAUCUCUCUCAGCAGGCAAGUUUUACCCUUUUUUUUAAAAAAAAAAAAAGAAAAUUAUAUUUAGGAAAAAAUGCUGGAAGCCAGAUAAAGUGCCCAAUCAGCCUUAUCGUCUGCAGCAUCCAGCUCUUUUUAAUAACAGAAAUAGUUCAAAAGCAGUCAAACUCUUCCACAGGCAAUGCUUACACAGAGGAAAAAGACACACCCUUUACAGAAAUGACAAUCACAGUCAAAGUGGCCUGAAUCUUGUCACGGAUUGGCAUUUUUGUAUCAUAAAAAAAGUGACGGAAAGCUGAAAAGUGGCGUCAUCAUCAUGUGGGAGCAGAGAAGCCUCUAAGUUAGACAAUUAUUUGAUGAGUUUUUUUAUUAUUGUUCUUGUAUUGCAACUCAAACCGCUAGUGGAUAACAAAGCUUGGUGAAAGAAAGAAAAAGAAAACAACAGACGCUGACACCGUAAGCAUCCAUCUUCGCCUGCAGACCUAUGAGGAGAAAAUGAUACCAGAGGAAUGCCAGAGACUUAGCAGCUGCCCCCUCUCACCUCACUACUCAAAUUUUAAUGUUGAAAGUGCCAACCGAAUCACUGCAUGGACAUCUGUAAAGCCUGGUUUCUGAACACCACAGACUGGGACCAAAAAUAAUGGGUCUCAGGUUCACUUUUCUCUGGUUCCCAUAUAAGAAAAAUAGCAAGGAUAUCACAAAUAUUAAAAAAACAAACAAAAAAAAAAAAAACAACCACAUUGGCAUUCCAGACGACCAGCAGGUUUUCUGUUUUUAUUUUUUAUUUAUUUUUUAUUUUUAUUUUUUUUAUGUUCAGAAAACCAACUGAUUCCUUCUGGAAAUGUGGCUAAACGUGUUGCAUUUGUGUUGCAAUCAGUGGACCAAAAGUUUGAGGCCUUCUCCGUAUAUCAAAAAAAAAUUUUUUGGGGGAAAAAGAGUGGCUUCUCUUGACAUGAGGAUGGACUCACAGACCGUUUCGCUCUACAAACUGAUCUCAAAGUCCACCGUCCGCCCCCUCACUCCCCCUCGGCCAGUUAUCUUCAGCAGUUUAUCUGUUUUUUUAACAAAACUCUGUGGGUUAUGUUCAGAAUCACUGCCCCACGUGGCUCCACUGUCACUCUGGAGGACAGAAACAACAUUUUAUGUGUUUGCAUGAGGUGUUUCCAAACUAUUGCGUAUUUAAUCUCAUGCUGCGUGUGACUAACUAGCUACUUAAAAUGGGAACUGUUUGGUUUGUUGAAUGCUCCUCAACUCUCUUCAAAGAGUCCUAAAUGUGAACUUUGUGAUUUUUCUAUAAAUAACACAGUCUGAAAUGUCUGCCAAGUAAAGGAGAAAAAUAGCUACUACAAUGUAAAACGAUGAAAUGUAACUUUGAACUUCUAGACGUUUUUUAAUCACAUGUGGCCGUGUUUACUGUUUUUUCUAGUUGACUACUAAUGUAUGAUGUUGUGUACAAGUGGGACUACUAUGUUUUAUUUCUUCUAAUUGUACAGUGUAUGUGAAAUGAGAGAGUAAGAGGAGAAAGGGGGGAAAGAGAAUUAGUUGCACUAUAGUCUAUAAUUCUUUCAUUAAACCUUCUGUAAAGACUGGAAAUUCACUUUCACUUCAGCACAUAAUUAACUUUACAUUAUUAAUUUAUAUUAAUUGCCAAACAACACUACGCAUUGCUUUGUGAUAAACAAAUUCACUGCAGAUAAAGUGUCUUUUUGGUAAAUUCUAAUCAGGAACUGUAAAAAAGGUCACAUAUCCAUUAUUUUGAAGCUUCAUUUGAAAAGAUAGUUGGUUAUGUCAUUAGCAAAUGUUAUCAUUUGAACUGAAAGUGAAUUCAUUUGUUAAUUUAUUUGUCUUAAGGACUCAGAUAAAUUGAUUAUUAGCUGGCAAUGUGGAAUCAAUAUCAACCGAAAUACCAGAUUUAACAAACUGAAGCAAAUAUACACAGAAACAGAAAGAAUUCCAGAUAUCUAAUGUGACCCAAAUAUGUGUGUGUGUGUGUGUGUGUGUGCGUGUGUGUGUGUGCACGUGUGUGUGUGUGCGUGCGUGUGUGAGUGUGUCUGAGAGAGACUUUGUACCGCGAUAUGUUGUUUUCUGUGUCAUGGUGAACUGAACAGCUCUUAACCCACAACCUGCAAAGCCACAACCUGCUCCGAACUUAACAGAAAUUUCAAGUAGAAGAAGAACUCAUCAAAGAUUGUUAAUUAACAGCAAUAACAACAGUAAUAAUAUAUUGUAAAGUAAUAAUAACAUUAAUAAUAGACACAAUCUAGAUAAUCCAUUAUUUAUCUUCAGAGUUGCUUGAUCUCAUUUAGACUUUGGAACAGUCAAUAGAGCUUUUGUCUGUAGAUCUAAAAAUGCACUUCCAUACAAAGAGAAUUAAAAAUGUAAAGAAGAAGCUGGAGCCAAGCCAUUGAGCCAAACAUUGUAAAGUUACAUGGUCUCUCCUGAUAUUUAACUACUCCAUUCUUUACAGUUGUGGAGCAUACAGUUACAGUUAUUAAUAUGGUAUUGAGUAAAUGUCAGAAUAAAAAGGAAAGACAAAGUCUGCAUUUGGCAAGUUUUUCACAGAAUCUGAAAAGAAAAUUUGCAUUUGAUAAGCUGAAUUCAGCAUUGUCAGCUUUAUAGAAAUAGUGUUUUAGUGUUUUUACAGUUUAAAGUCUCCAAAGAAUUCCAAAUCUUAAGGAAUUCUCUAUAGUCUAAAAUAUUUAUGACUAAAUAAGCAACGAUCAAAGUUAAAGUUGAAAUAACAUCUUUAGUUAUCAUUUAUUUAGAGUUUAACAAGGAAAAAAAUUCUUCUAAUAUUGCUAAACUGUGAUGAGUGCUCAGACGUAUGUGACAUCACCUGUUGCCAACUGACCUCAUUCACUUCAAACUAGUGAGAACAGCACGGACAGAUGUUCAGAGAAGAUUAUCAAGCAAGAAAAGUGUAGGAUCCAUGACAGAACCCUGAGGUACUCCGCCACCUAGCUCAGCUACUUUAUGUAGCGGGCCACUGUGUAUUGUAGACAGUAAAAAAAUGUAAAUAUAUUUGUCUAAUUCUCUGAGACUCCCUUUGCUUUCAUUUAAUCUGAAAUUAAUUUAAGCGAGCUCAGAGAGUGCAAUAACACAUAAUCGUAUUACAUUAACAAACACCACACUGUCAAUACUUCAAUGCAGGAAUAUGCCACUAACUGCAGGUGGAAAAAUACUCUAAUCUUUCUCUGUGGCUCUGGGUUGAUUUGUUAAUGUUCACCAAUGACUAAAACCAUCUAUGUUGGUUUAACUCCUCUUUUUCUGAUGGUUUUCCCACAGGAGACUGACUGUACAUAAACUAGACAGUUGGGAAUAAAGUAGACAGUGAAGAAAGUCUAUAA
Messenger RNA from Seriola aureovittata, 6865 nucleotides. It is a transcript of the gene nkain2, whose product is annotated as sodium/potassium transporting ATPase interacting 2. The coding region runs from base 1501 to 2127 and encodes 208 amino acids. The record is from RefSeq and is a predicted model, not a curated record. Gene Ontology annotation, biological process: regulation of sodium ion transport. Lineage: Eukaryota; Metazoa; Chordata; Actinopteri; Carangiformes; Carangidae. The transcript is spliced from 7 exons.